AGCAUUUUUGAUUGGUUUUCACUUCACAGCACCACAAUGGCGGACAAGAAAGCACAUGGACCGAAGUCGGAUAUAUUAAAUGAGAUUAAAGCUAGCACGAAAAAAUGUACAGCAAGCAGAAAGGAAUCCAAUAAAAUUAUUGACAUAAUAUCAUAUGCAGAGUCUUCAGAAAAAGAUAUUUUACUGGCCUGUGUUCGAGCGUUUCAUAAAAUUUUUGUCCAGUUUUUGACUACAGGAGAGAUGUUCCUAGAAACAAUACCUUCGGACAAGACUGACAAAGGCUUAAGCAAACAAGUUCAGUAUAAAAUUUGGCUAAUGGACCGAUACCAGGACACUGUUGACCGCCUCGUUCAACUUCUUGAGUCUGAAUACUCAUCAAUACAGGAGCUGGCACUUUGCACACUGAUGAAGUUUGUGGAGACAGAAGGCAAAAAUCCUGUGACAAAAAUAUCCUCAAAAAAGUCACAUUUUCCAGUAGUGAUGUUUAUGAAGGUGAUGAAGCAGCUCAUGAAUACAGAGACAAACCUACAGGACCUUAUAGGUAAAUUUCAGGAGUACCUAACAUAUGAUGACGUACGAUUCCAUGUGUUAAAAUCCACCAUGAUGGACCUUAAAGAAAAGAAAAACACAAUGCCUGGAGAUGUAUAUCUUAACAAUAUGUUCGCUGUUCUGGAACGUGUGACGUUUCCAGCUUCACCAGAGGAAAAACUUACUACCUUCUUAACUACACUGCCAGAUGAAGAUGUUCAGUUGAAAAUGUCAUCAUUAAGGGAACAGAAGCGCUUGUUUACAACUUCCUGGGUAACGUUUCUCGCCUUCCAGCUGCCAACGAAUCUGUAUCGACGGUCACUAAUUAUUCUCCAUGACAAAGUGAUGCCGUAUAUGACAAGUCCUGUGAUGCUGUGUGACUUUCUCACCGAGUCUUAUAACAUAGGUGGCGCCAUCAGUCUGCUAGCUCUAAAUGGAAUAUUUGUGCUGGUUCAAAAAUACAAUCUAGAUUAUCCAGAUUUCUAUGGAAAACUAUAUGCUUUAUUUGAGCCAUCCAUCUUCCAUGCCAAGUACAGGGCACGAUUCUUCUAUCUAGCGGAUCUGUUUUUGACGUCUACUCACCUGCCGGCUUACUUGGUUGGAGCUUUUGCCAAGCGUCUAGCCAGAAUCUCACUGACAGCACCUCCCUCAGGAUUAACUGUGUCCAUACCCUUCAUCUAUAACCUAAUACACAGACAUCCCAACUGUCGGAUAUUACUACAUCGCACAGACGGGCCUUCAGAAGUAUCCGAAGACCCCUAUGAUCCAAGUGAACCUGACCCAACCAAGUGUCGUGCGAUGGAGAGCUGUCUUUGGGAACUUAAGACUCUGCAGUCUCAUUUUCAUCCUGACGUGGCCAGAAGUGCACAGAGGAUAGACGGUGAAAUACAAACAACCGAAACAGAUCUCUCAGAUCUUUUUGAAAUGUCUUAUGAUGAUCUGUUUGACAAAGAAACUCGCAAGAAAGUGAAAUUUGUGCCUGUGAACUUUGAAACACCAAAAGGACUUCUGGGAUCAAAAUCUGAUCGAAUGAAAUUGUGUUGGAGACUUGAAUAAAGAGUGUUCGGGAUAAAAGGCAAAAAGAUUUAGAUCAAAUUGGCGGAGUUAUAGAGGGGAAACCCUGGAUAAAAAUCGUAUACAUUGGGAGUGGGAAGAGAUGGGUGCCUGGGGAAAGGGAUUUAUUUUUGUGGUGCUAAAAAGCUGAUAUUGUUAUUAGUUGCCUAUUAUGAAAAUAAAAUCUCUUAAAACAAU
Pecten maximus is the source of this 1779-nucleotide messenger RNA. RefSeq names its product nucleolar complex protein 4 homolog B-like. The record is from RefSeq and is a predicted model, not a curated record. Gene Ontology annotation, cellular component: small-subunit processome; Noc4p-Nop14p complex; nucleolus. Lineage: Eukaryota; Metazoa; Mollusca; Bivalvia; Pectinida; Pectinidae. Gene Ontology annotation, biological process: ribosome biogenesis.